CUGUAAACUGUAAGUGAGUCAGAACAUGAAAGGAAGUAAACAGGUGACUGUUUUACGGGCAUCCUCUGGCUAGAGGCGAAACACACAGAACUUUCCCACCAUAAAUGAAGUUUUCCCGGAUUUCUGAUGAGGAGCCCCCGAGAGACGGGGGAUUCUCAAUAAAAAAAAUCUAUAAAUCGCAACUGGCGUCUUGGCAGAAAGCGAGGGAGAUUCAAGGCCAAAUGUCAACAGAUGCUGCCGGACAGUCCCGGCCACGCAGAUGGACGGCGACAAGGACUCGGACGGGAUGGGAGCACCCUGGGACAAAGGCCGGUCCCGGAGCCCUGGAGAUGACACCCACCCCGGAUCCUCAAACUACCGGCGCCCCGCUCAGCAACAGAUCCAGCCGUAUUGUAAAGACAUACCUAAGAGGAUUCCUCUAUGUGAUCAAAACCGCGCACCGGUCUGUGGAACUAAUGGGGUGACCUAUGGCAAUGAAUGUCGACUUUGUGCUGCAGUUUGGGCUACGAGGGUGAAAAUCAAGAUUCAGAAGUACGGAAAUUGUUAAAUUCAUCUUCACUUAGACCAGC
Molecule: messenger RNA, 569 nt
Organism: Pristis pectinata (smalltooth sawfish)
Lineage: Eukaryota; Metazoa; Chordata; Chondrichthyes; Rhinopristiformes; Pristidae
Product: ovomucoid-like
Exons: 3
Coding region: 260-547 (95 amino acids)
Molecular function (GO): protein binding
Source: RefSeq, a predicted model, not a curated record